GGCGGAAAGCGCGCGAUGGAGCGGGAGCGCGCAGGGACGGGGACGCGCAGGAGCGGGAGCGUGCAGGGACGGGGACGCGCAUGGACGGGGACGCGCAGGAGCGGGAGGUUUCCCCGGAGCUGCGUGAAGUGCAACAAGGCAGCGAGACGCGGAAGUGAGCGGGACCUGUUGCCCGAUGCUGCGAGCCUGUUGCGAAUCCUUCUGCUCUACAACAUUCCCCAGGGCCUUACCACAUUCACUGUGAAGAACCUGCCCUGGUUUGACUUUCUGCUCUGGAUAUUCUGUUCUAUUCGGGAAAAGGUUUAUAAGGAAAGAAGCAUGAAGAAGAAAUGCUCUAAGAUGUCUGAUGAGGAAGGCAGUCUUUGCUGUUGUGAAUACAUUAACCAUCAUGGAGAGAAAACACACAUACUGGCCAGUUGCUGUGACUGUGAGGAUCUGGAUGAGGCCUGUGACAGGUGUUUGAAAGGUAAAUCCAUCAGUUCACAGAGUAUCGAGCGAGUGUCAGCCACUUUUUCCGAUCGCCUGCGGAUCCCGUGGUUGUUGGGCACUGGGGCCAAGAAGAUCGAUAUCACAAUUUUACCGCCCCUCGUUUUCCUUCCGAUCUUCCUUCAUAUUGCAGCCAUUCAUUUCUUCUUGGCCCUCACCAUUUUGACAUCCUUGCCGAUAUUGGUGAUCUGGUACUAUUAUGUCACCCACCAAAAGAAAGGGCGCACACUAUUUUUUCUAAGUCUAGGCCUAUUUUCUCUGGGCUACAUGUACUAUCUAUUUCUGACUGAAAUAAUGCCCAGAGGAACCAUAAGCUCCGUGCAAGUGAUUCUGCUCACGACUAGUUUGGUCCUGACACUAGUCAGUGUAGCACAAACGAAGAAGGACCCAGGCUACCUGAGGACGGACAAUAGAAACACUCCAAUCAAAGAUGCCCAGAAAAAUAGCAUUUCAUCAUGUACUACGAAUGGCAAAUGUGAAAUACAGCCUGUGGGCUGGGACGCAUCCACAACAUUAAAUCAUUCCACUCUUAAUGGCAAAAUACAAAUGGGUCAAAAUGAAUUCCAAAAGGACUGGUGUAAAGUUUGCAAGAUUUUAAGACCACCACGCUCAGGACAUUGUCGAAUAUGUGCAAACUGCGUACAAAGGCUGGACCACCACUGCAUUUGGAUUAACAAUUGUGUAGGUCAAGGCAAUCACCGUGCAUUUAUUCUGACCCUAUUUCUUUUCCUCCUCACCUCACUGUAUGGAAUUAGUCUGACACUGAGCACUAUAUGCAGGGGACAAAGCAUUUUCAUGGCUUUAUUUUAUUGUCCUGGAGUCUACAAAGAACACAGCACUGCACUAUCAUUUACCUGUGCCUGGUAUUGCGCAAUAGUCACUGCAGGAAUGGGUUAUCUAUUUCUCAUUCAGCUCAUCAACAUCAGUUACAACAUCACAGAGCGAGAAACUCGCUUUGCUUUGAGAGACAAAACUGGAGACAAAUAUCUCUGUGGCCUAAUUAUAAAAACUGAUGAGUACAACCGAGGGCUCCUUAACAACUGGAAAGAAUUCCUUCGACUUCAGCCUCAUCCUCGGAAGCCAGGAAUUGAAGAUUUAGUAUAAUAUUUAUAAAUUAUUUUAAUUGUUGUUGAGUCAUAGAUACACACACAUGACCUAAUGUGCCCAUUGUUUUUUUAAUCUAUCAGAAUUGAUGGCAUUUGAAAUAAAUCAAUUAAAAAAUGAGAAAUUAAGAGUUUUGAGCAUUUUUAGAAGCACAUUUCUACUGGGAGGUGUUUGAUUUCAAUGUGUAUGAUUUUGUUAUCCACAAAUUCUCUAUUUUUCAAUAUUGAUCUAACUGACUGGCUAUUUGAUGAGCUGCAUUUUUUAAACAGGGGUGGAUACCCAGCAGGAAUUUACAUGAGGGCAAAACGCUUGUUGCUGUUAUGACUUUAGGAUGAUGCAUGGGAGAAAAAUGUUUUUUUUCUGUAAGUAAUAUGUUUACGGAUAAAAUAUGGGCAUUGGUGAAACGAAAUAUGGAUUUAAAAAACACAUUUGUUGUCAGAAUGUGAUCGUGGCUGGCAAGGUGAGCAUUUGUCACCCAUCCCAAACUACCUUAGAUUGUGGAGAAAGGGAAGAGUUGAUCACAUGGAUAGACUGGAUUAACAUCAGCCAAACUGAGCAACCUUCCCUGAUUAACAUUAUGUGAAUCAAAUCGAAUUGUGGUCACUGACCAAAUUUUCCCUGAAUAACAUUAAGUGAAUCAAAAGUUUUAUAAUAAUCUGGUAAUUUCAUGACAACAGCAGCUAUUUAUUUAAUUAAUCAUAUACAUUUUCCAGCCACCAGGCUAGGAUUCAAAUUUGUGUCCUACUCUAAGGUCAAGAACGCUAGUUGCAAGUCCUGUUAAUUAUCUGCAGCAUCCCUCUUUGUAAUUGAGCAUUUAUCUUCCACUGAUUUAUUCUUAACAGGUACGUGGUGUGCAAACUGGCAUGAAUGCAGCCUUGUGUUUACUGUGUCAACGGAGUUGUUGGUCUUGUUUUAGUAGAAACCAAGUUGGCUACUCUGCAAGGUCUGCUUCAUCUGCAGAAGCGCAUGUGGUCAGCUCAGCUGCACAACACGCACGAUUCGAAUAUGCAGACUAUACUACUUAUGCUAUGAUUUCAUUUUGUGUGGUUAGGUAAAUGAACAGAACACUCCUGGAAAUCUGAAAUAAAAACAGAAUUUCAGUUUAGGCAGCAUUCGUGGGGAAAGCAAAAGAAAACGUUGGAAUUUGACAAACCUGAAAUGUUAACUGUGCUUCUCUUUUGAACGAUGCUCCCUGAACAGCUGAAUAUUGCUAGCAUUUUCUACUAGUUAUUAUAUUAUCAAUACUGAAUUUAUAUCAAUAUUUGCAUUAAAAAAGAAAGAUUAGUUUCUCUAUUUUUACGGUCACAGGAUAUAGUCGUUUGCCAUGAAGUAAUUUGUACCAUCAAAAGGGAGUUUGGGUAUAUUAGAAAUGUCAUUGAAUGCUACACUUCCUGAAUCUUCCAUACUUUGAUACUUAAUAUUUGAGCCAUAGCAUCAGAUAUUUAAAUAGUGGCUACUCUCGUUUUGUUUUUUUUUUGCUGGCCCUGAAAAUAAAAUAAAGAACCAAUUAUAGUAGCUUAAAAGGGUACAGUUUAAAAGGAGAAGUACAACAUGCUUAUUGUGCAGCUAUAUUGUAGAAAUGGUUGGAGGUUUCCAUGACAACUUUAUGCAUAGUGGCAUAAUCGAAUUGUGGUCACUAACCAAAUGUUAGUUAAAAUUCUGUUUUGCAAAAACAGUAUUCCAAUAAUAAGGCCUUUUAAUGCUUGUAGAAUCUCAGACCCGAGUAGUUUUAAUAUUAUAGAGUUCGUGAAUAGGUAAUUGUUAUUUCAAGCUUUUCUGACAUUCUAAAUGUUAACUACCAUUUAUCCUGUAUGCGUUGCUCCCCUUCCUUAUACACUUUGUGGCUUCCUGGCAGUGAUAUCCGAAACUAUCUAUUAUGACUUAAAGCACAGGACUAAAGCCCAAAAAAGACUCUGCCACAACAAAAAGUCAAACAGUAUAACAAUUCACACUGCAAUUUAUUUUUUUCCCCUCAAGGUUUGCAAUGUUUUCCAGUAUGCUAUAAAUACCUCUCCAUUGAGAAUUAGUGCAAGUGAUGGAAGAGUAUUGCAGUGGUGCAAUUCUAAAACAAGUUUGUGAUUGCAAAAUCUAAGUACA
Molecule: messenger RNA, 3687 nt
Organism: Leucoraja erinaceus (little skate)
Lineage: Eukaryota; Metazoa; Chordata; Chondrichthyes; Rajiformes; Rajidae
Gene: zdhhc23b
Product: zinc finger DHHC-type palmitoyltransferase 23b
Exons: 6
Coding region: 16-1590 (524 amino acids)
Biological process (GO): protein targeting to membrane; peptidyl-L-cysteine S-palmitoylation
Cellular component (GO): endoplasmic reticulum; Golgi apparatus
Molecular function (GO): protein-cysteine S-palmitoyltransferase activity
Source: RefSeq, a predicted model, not a curated record